Molecule: messenger RNA, 2271 nt
Organism: Folsomia candida
Lineage: Eukaryota; Metazoa; Arthropoda; Collembola; Entomobryomorpha; Isotomidae
Product: copper amine oxidase 1
Exons: 6
Coding region: 143-2146 (667 amino acids)
Biological process (GO): amine metabolic process
Molecular function (GO): copper ion binding; quinone binding; primary methylamine oxidase activity
Source: RefSeq, a predicted model, not a curated record
AUCCAGUUUUCCAAUCUCGUCGUAUUAUCACCGGGGGGACAUUAGCAUAAAGCUGGUUUUAGUUGUUUUACUAAUCUUCAGUCAGGCUGACAAGGUCAGACGACGGUGCAGUAUUGUUGAGAGUUAAAUUGCGAUUAUUACAAUGUUACAUCUACAUCCAUUGGAUCCCUUGACCUCCGAUGAGAUUUCCCUUUCCUCCAGAAUCAUUCGAAAUAACAAACAAAGCCCCCACGGAUGGAUUUUCAACUCGGUCAUUUUGAUUGAACCUCCAAAGUCAGAGCUGGCCCCAAGAUUAUUGAGUAAUGAUUCGUUGAACGGUGUUUUUCCUCGAAAGUCGUUCACAUUAUUGAUUGAGCGAGGAACAGGAAAGGUUUUUGAGGUGGUGGUGAACUUGACCUCUGGGGUCGUGGAAAAGUUUGAUCAAGCGAAAACAGGUCAGCAGCCAACCCUGAGUCCCGAGGACUGUUUCGAAUCGGAAAAAAUUGUCAAGGAGAAUGCAGAAGUGCAAGAGAGAUGCAAGAAAUUGGGAUUGGAUAACAUGGAGCUAGUAACGGCAGAUCCAUGGUCUGUCGGCUACAAUGGGGAACCAGAAUUUGAAAAUAUAAGGCUUGUUCAGCUUUUCAUGUAUUCCAGAAACUUUGCUGGGGAUAACCACUAUGCUCAUCCACUAAACUUUGUUGUUGUUGUGGAUUUAAUUGCUGGCAAAGUUAUUUCAAUCGAUGACCUUCCAAUUCACAAUGACUUUACUCCACAGAAGGAUGACAAUAUUAAAAUUCCAAGAGCUAUAAAUAAUUAUGAUCCAGAAUUCUUGCCAGAAAACUUUAUGAGAAAAGAUUUGAAACCUUUGGAAGUCCAUCAACCCAAAGGUCCAAGUUUUUCUGUAAUUGGGAACGAGAUUUCUUGGCAAAAAUUCAGGAUUCGAAUUGGUUUCAACUAUCGAGAAGGACUUGUUCUUUACGAUGUCCGAUACCAGGACGGGGAAAAAUUACGUCCACUUAUUUAUCGGGCAUCGCUUUCAGAAAUGGUGGUGCCAUAUGGUGACCCUCGCCCUCCAUUCCACCGAAAAUGUGCCUUUGACAUAGGUGACUAUGGACUUGGAUUUUGUUCCAAUUCCCUCGAGCUUGGAUGUGAUUGCUUGGGAACAAUAAAAUACUUUGAUGGAAUACUUAAUACACAUGAUGGCGAACCAACGACAAUUAAAAAUGCCGUUUGCUUGCAUGAAGAGGAUGCUGGGACUCUGCACAAGCAUACCGAAUACAGAACUGGAAAGGCUGUCGUUGCUCGAUCCCGGAGAUUGGUCAUAAGCUUCGUCGUGACCGUCGUCAAUUAUGAAUAUGCAUAUUACUGGUCGUUCUACCAGGAUGGGAGCAUCAAUUUUGAAGUGAAAGCAACUGGAGAAUUGUCAACCAAUUUGCUUGCAGAUGGAGCAGAUUCUGGUGAAUUUGGAACAGUGAUAUUUCCCAAUGUGAUUGGACAAUUCCACCAGCACAUUUUCUGCAUGAGGAUUGAUCCCAUGUUUGAUGGAUUGCUCAACUCUGUGGCUGUGGGAGAUAUUCGAGCCCUUGCACAAGGGACAAAGGAAAACCGGUACAAUAAUGGAUUUACAGUCGACGAAAAAGUGUUUAAAACUUCAAAAUCCUCAGUUACGGAUGUAAACUCUUCUACUUCAAGAUACUGGAAGAUUUUGAAUCCUUCGUCCAUCCACGCUUACACCAAGAAGCCAGUCGGAUGGAAACUAAUUCCUUCUUCAGGUUCUUUCCCUGGGCUCUUGGCAGGACCUGAGAGUUACAUCAGAAAACGUGCUGGAUUUGCUACACAUUCCGUCUGGGUUACGAAACAAAGAGAUGACGAGCUGUUUGCAGGUGGUCUGUACAUCAACCAAAGCAAGGGCGGAAACGGUGUCGCAAAGUGGGUGGAACGAGACGAGAAUAUUUGUAACGAGGAUGUCGUGCUCUGGCAUUCUUUUGGCGUUACGCACAUUCCAAGAGCUGAAGAUUUUCCUUUAAUGCCAAUGGAGACGACUGGUUUUACACUCAAACCCUUGAAUUUCUUUCUCGGCAACCCUGGAAUUGAUGUGCAACCUCCUUCAAAAUCAUCAAACAAGAGCAAACUGGCGGACAAAUGUUGUGAGAGUGGACGUAAGUAAGUUCUGAUGAAUUGAUUUGAAAAUAAAAUACAAGACAUAACUUUGUUAACAAUUGUAGAUAUUUAAUACACAUUUUAAACCGUUGAACCACUUGUAUUUAAUAAAUAAAAUUCGUCAAUCAUAUA